This is a messenger RNA of Pelobates fuscus (common spadefoot toad), 1560 nucleotides long. RefSeq names its product leucine rich adaptor protein 1 like (gene LURAP1L). The transcript is spliced from 2 exons. Lineage: Eukaryota; Metazoa; Chordata; Amphibia; Anura; Pelobatidae. The record is from RefSeq and is a predicted model, not a curated record. Gene Ontology annotation, biological process: positive regulation of canonical NF-kappaB signal transduction. Bases 559 to 1155 code for a protein of 198 amino acids.
CUUGCCACAGGGGUUUAAAGUUUCAACAGGUCUGGAAACACAAUGAUUUGGAUCAAACAGCCCAGUGAGAGAGCUCGGUCACCUUAUCGCACUUGAACUGCACUUCCAGGAGCUGACACCCCCGCUUCAGUCUGCCUGGAGCUGACACCCCCGCUCUCACCCCCAGUACAGCACACUGGACUGUAUUUGUGUUUGUAUCCGGCAGGACCUGAGAAGAGCUGGAGGGGAGAUACAUGGGUGUAUCAAGAAUAAUCGCUGUGAGGUUUUGUUACUCCUCUUCAGUUGAAACUUAAUUGCACAGGAACUGUGCACACCCUGAGCAGAAGUUACAACUUGUCACCAAGCAAUCAAUGAGCUCUCUGUCUCACCCUCUGUGUGAUCAUUUAUGUAUCUCUUGGGCAUGUGUCUCAUCGAGCUCCUGUCUGAUCACUUCACACACUCUGUCCUAUGAAGACACCGGUUUAAACACCAUCUGAUCUCUCUCUUUUUUCAUUAUUAUUAUUAUUAUUACUCAAAAAGUCCUGGAGUAAUUUGACAGCUUGUGAUCAGUGCAUCAGCAUGGCCGACUCUCCUUCCGUAGAUCUGCGAGAUAUAGAACUCAAGUUAGGACGCAAGGUGCCUGAGAGUCUGAUUAAAUCCCUUAAAGAGGCUCACUGUGAGGUGUUGGAUGGCAGGGAUGAAUACUCUAACUAUCCGGAAACGAACUCUGUCAACCUUCCCCAAACCAGUUCUAUGGAACGUCUGGAGACCAAAAUCCAGCUUCUCAAACAAGACAUGAUUUUCCUGAGAGCUGCUGAUGUUAAACUUAUGAGACAGCUGCUUAUUAUCAAUGAAAGCAUUGAAUCUAUCAAGUGGAUGAUGGAAGAGAAGGACAUUAUCACAAGUCAAGGAAGCAGUCUUAGUGGAAGCCUUUGCAGUUUGCUUGAGAGCAGGGACACCUCUUUACAAGGAAGCUGCAACAGUUUGCACAACUUCAGUGAUGGAAUGGAUGAGAUAUCCAUUGGGAGUUACCUGGAUACAUUAGCAGACGUUCCUGGACAUUGCACACCAUCAGAUUUUGAGGAGUACAGUGAUGCACAAGAGAACUCUGUGGACCAUGAGUCUAUAUGUAAUAAUUCUACAAAUCAAUAUGAUGAAUAUUAUUGUUUCAGAUAGAUGACCAUACUGGAGAACCUCCAUGGUUUUUGCUUCUACUUGUUUUUUGUUACACAUAGUAGUAACCAUAAUUAAUAUGGCUGAUAUAUUGCAUGUUCUAAAGGUACAUAUGACAUUAAAUACUGAGCCAUAGUAUCUAUUCUAAUGAGGGUCGUUAUGAAGAAUGCAUGUUUCUUACAUGAUCUUCAUAAGUCCAUCAGUUUUAGGCCAGUUAAUGAGGAUGUGUUGUUAAUAUUCCAUCUAUUUUAUGUACUAAAGGUGAAUUGUUUUAUUUAUUAUCGUUACUACUAUAUUUUAUAAUGCAAAUUAGUUGAAAAUUGCCCUCGGCCUUAUCUUUUUUUUUUUGUAAUCCAGAUUCAGGGAAAUGGUUUGGUGUGACAAUAAACCAGCUUCUCUUUUAAAAUA